GAGGGCUGGAAAGGGCCGUGGAGGACGGGCGGCGGAGGGGUCGGCUGCGGACCCGGCCAUGAGUCGUGGGCCGCGGAGUCCGCCCUGGCUACUGUUCCUGCUGCUGCUGCCGCCCCCGGGCACGUGGGGACACGGCGGCAGCGCGAGGCCGAGGGAGGGGGCCGAGGAGGCGGGCUCGGCCGGGUGCUGGCCGGCCUUCCAGGGCCUGCGGGAGCGGCUGAGGGCGGCCGGCGCCCUCUGCAGACGCUACUGGGCUCUCUUCAGCUGCCGCGUGUGGCCCGAGGGAUGCAGGCAGGAUGAGGAGGCGCCAGCGCGGCCCCUGGGCUGGAGCCUUCCCCUGUUGGGCCAGCAGUACUUGGAUAUCCUGACCACCUGGUACUGCAGCUUCCAGGACUGUUGUGACAGUGGGGACUGCAGGAUCAUCAAUAACUUCACAGGCCUAGAGGCGGACCUGCGCGUGCGCCUGCACGGCCAGCACCUGGCCCGGGAGCUGGUCCUGACAGCAGCCAGAGGCUACUUGGAGCUGCCCCGGCCAGACAAGGCCCUGGCUCUGUCGUUCCACGGCUGGUCUGGCACAGGCAAGAACUUCGUGGCGCGGAUGCUGGCAGAGAACCUGUACCGGGACGGGCUGAGGAGCGACUGUGUCAAGGUGUUCAUCGCCACGUUGCACUUCCCUCACCACAAGUAUGUGGACCUGUACCAGGAGCAGCUGGCAGGCCAGAUCAGGAAGACGCAGGAGCACUGCCACCAGACCCUGUUCAUUUUAGAUGAGGCUGAGAAGCUGCACUCAGGACUGCUAGAGGCCCUCAGGCCACACCUGGAACGCCAGACCCCCGAGAACCCGAGGGCCAAGUCCCCGAGAACCAUCUUUCUUUUUCUCAGUAACCUUGGGGGCAAUAUCAUCAAUGAGGUAGUCCUGAACCUGCUUAAGGCUGGGUGGUCCCGGGAAGAAAUUGGGAUGGAGCACUUGGAGCCCCAACUCCAGGCUGAGAUUGUGGAAUCCACAGACAGUGGCUUUGGACACAGCUGUCUGGUGAAGGAAAACCUGAUUGACUUCUUCAUCCCCUUCCUGCCACUGGAGUACCGCCACGUGAGGCUGUGUGCACGUGAUGCUUUCCUGAGCCAGGAGCUCCUGUAUACGGAAGAGGCACUAGAUGAAAUCGCCAAGAUGAUGGUGUACAUCCCCAAGGAGGAACAACUCUUCUCUUCUCAGGGAUGCAAAUCUAUUUCCCAGAGAAUUAACUAUUUCCUGCCUUGAGGCUAGAUGGAAACUUCCCAAAGCUGCCUUCCUUCCACUAAUACGAUCCUGGGGCCUGUCAGCACACUGUCCAGGACGUAACGGGUUGGAGGGGCAGGCUAGCAUCCAGCAGCCACGAGCACAAGUGGUGUGUAAAAGGGAGGCCUUAAAUCAGAGACAGAGCCAAUUCUUAAAAUCACUUGGUGCCUUACAGAGCCACAUUCCAAAAUGUGGGCCAGCCGGUUGGAGAAAGUCAUGUGGGAGAUAAAUCCCAAGGAUUUAUUAGCAUAUCAGCUCCUGCCUGCAGAUGCCUGGACGUGGGUGUUGGGCCUGAGGCUGCAGUAUCCUCGGUGACAGGGAAGGGAAAAGGGAACUUCUGCUUCCCAGCGGCAGGACCUGGGUGGGUUAGCUUUCAAGUUGUUAUUCCCAGAGGGAAGCUGAUCAGCUUCUAUCUGUGAGAUCAGGAAAGAGCCUCAGGCUGAAGGAAAAAGUGCACAGAGGAAGAUUUUUUCUUUUUUAAAAUCAGGUCAGUGUAGGCUAAGCCUUGUUCUGCUCUGCAGAUUUAAAUCAAUUAAAAUUAAAGAAUUUUUUAAAGUUAGGGACCUUGACAUGAUUGUAUCAUAUGUAAAGAUUAAAAUUUUGUAUUUUUCUAAAA
Mesoplodon densirostris (Blainville's beaked whale) is the source of this 1892-nucleotide messenger RNA. It is a transcript of the gene TOR3A, whose product is annotated as torsin family 3 member A. Gene Ontology annotation, molecular function: ATP binding; ATP hydrolysis activity. Gene Ontology annotation, cellular component: endoplasmic reticulum lumen; nuclear envelope. The record is from RefSeq and is a predicted model, not a curated record. Lineage: Eukaryota; Metazoa; Chordata; Mammalia; Artiodactyla; Ziphiidae. The transcript has 6 exons. The coding region runs from base 59 to 1258 and encodes 399 amino acids.